UGUCAGAAUUCUGUAAUUCAUACAGCUAUUUUAUUUUAUUUUGUUGUGUGGCUGAAAUUGAUUUAGUAAAAUUGAGAUUCAAUUAGUACGAAGAAUAGUCUACUUUUCUCGUUAUGGAAGGUUUUAUUGAAGUGAAUGAGAUAUCUGACUUCGUUUCAUAUAUCCGCAGUAUUGAAUGGCGUGAUCCCUGGUUGAUAGCUUUACUCUCAUUUCACAUACUGGUAACGUUCAUGUGCUUCUCAACAAGGAAUUAUGGGAACUUUCAAGUUAUGCUGUUUAUAACAUUAUUACUUCUCGUCUAUUUCUCCGAAAGUAUAAACGAAGUGGCAGCAAGGAAUUGGGCCCUGUUCUCCAGACAACAAUAUUUUGACAGCAAAGGGCUGUUCAUAUCAGUCGUGUUCUCCAUUCCGAUAUUGCUGAAUUGCAUGAUUAUGGUGGGUUCAUGGCUUUACCAAUCAACACAGAUAAUGACCAACAUCAAGAAGGCACAGUUACGGCAGCGGCUGAAAGAGCUCAACAUCAACAGGGAACAACAGAAACACAUCAAGGCAGACUAAACGAUAAGAUACAGGUAUCGAUAGGACACUAAAGAUACUCUGGUAAACCUACUUCGUUAGUAGAAAAUACGCUGUGGGCAAAGUACAGCCCGUGAGCCAAAUCAGGCCUGCAAAAGGAUGUUAUCCGGCCCUCCAUCGGUCCUUCAAAAUAUUGUGUGAUGUGGCCAUUGUGUGAGAUUGCAUUUUGGUGUGAAUCUGGCCCUUCUCUAAAAUUUCCAAUUUUGGCUCCCAAAGGAAAAAGUUUGCCCACCUUUGCGCUAAACUCUAAAUUUUGUAUGGAACAUCAAUCAUCGUGCUAACGUGUUUCAGCCGCAUUUUUCUACUGAUAGAGCUGGUUUGCCGGAAUAUAGAUAAAAGAUAUUUUAUCAGAAAAACACUAACUAAGGAUAUCCUGGUCACGGCACCAAAUUGUUGUAGGAAUAUUAAAAACAGUUCUUAAUAACCAUGUGGUACUCUAGAAAUAAUUCAAGUAAUUCCUAUUUGCAGUAGAUAGAUAGAAUAUUGCCAUUUUUUGCAGGGUUCAUGUGGAUAUCUUUAGUAAUCUUGAUUGAAUAUUUACUAUUAGAAUAGUAACAAGUCAAUUUUUAUGAAUCGGCCUAAAACCCCGAACACUUAUGAUAGAAAACUAUAUAAUAUUCGAUGAGGUUACUAAUGAUAUUUGGCGUAAAAGAGUAUAAAAUAUUUUUGCCAUUAUCACUAAUAAAUUUGGUGUAGGAAUUGUGAUGAAAAUUUGGAUAGGAACUGUUAUUAUUAUAAAUACUGGCGCAGCAGAACAUUUUGUUCAAAGCAGUUUUACGGAGUACCUAUGUUAUAUUCAAUAAUAUACUGACAUUACGCAUUUCUACGCAACAUAUAUUGCUUUAACCUUCUUUAAUGUUUAUUUACCAUAUACAUACUUAUCGAAAUUAAAUUCUACACUUUAUUUAUGAUCAUCUAUCUCUUAUAAUUAUAUACUCGUGAAUAAAUUUCAUCACAUUUAGUUUUUACUAUAAUUAAAAUCAGUGGCAUCAUUUAACUAAAAAAAAAAAAAAUGUACAUGUACCCUGACAUGUGAGCUAUCAUUUCAAAUAUUCAAUGGUAGAUACAUAAAAAAGUACAAUAAGAAAAUACAUCCGACGUAGGUAUUGGCACAGUUAGCAAGUACUUGCACCAAAUAUCAAAUUUAAUUGAAUCAGUGAAGACUGUCUAGUGUCCAUUAGUUUGAAGGAUUGCUGUGUUAUCUAAGGAUGAGUUUUUUUAGGCAUUGAGAUGUAAAAUUUAUAUGUUAAUUGCACUUUUUUCUAGCUUUAUUAGUAAGAUUUUAUUGAGUGAGUGAAUAAUAUUGCCCAUCAUUAAAAUCAUAAGAUGUGUUUUUGACAGCACUUGUAUUCCUUCUGCAUUUUCCUACGUGUUUCUUGCAUUUCUCGUACUUAAGACAUAAACUUCUACUUUACUUUCCUUUUCUAUAAUACUGCCGUCAGUUAUGUUGUUAGGGUGUUUAAAGAAAAAUCAAACCGAAAUAUCUCGAUUAUAAAAUCGUUCUGGUACAUAAAAUCAUAGCAUAAAGUUAAUCCAAUCAUAAAAUGUACGCUAUGUUGAAGGUUUACAGUACCAGUUAUUACUAGUAACUUUACUCCUUAGAGAAGGAGGCUUACCUCCUUUCUCACUUUUUAAAUUUUUUUUCUUACUUUACAAUGUUCUUACACUUCUUAUUAAACGGGUUGAAUAAACUUGUUCAUAUACGCCUGCAUUUUAUGAGUGGUUUCACUUUACGCGUUUUAUUGUGUAAGGCCUAACGGCCCAGCCACGACAUUGGUCUAAGCGCGACAGCGGUGAGCGGCAACCAUACGUGCGAAUGAAAAGUCCCAUCGCUGUGUCUCGCUCCAAUGUAUGGCCGCCGCUCACCGCUGUCGCGCUUAGACCAAUGUCGUGGCUGAGCCGUAAGUGGACGCUCGGUCGGCGGGGUGUGUAGCGGGGCGGGGGCGGGCGAGCGUGCGUUGCGUGCACCAUAUGCAGCGUCGACUCAGGACACAUGUAUGAGGUUCAAUCGUUUUGACAUGAACGCCGCACGCCCCGCAGAAAUAUGAGCGUGCACACAGGUCUUACACUAAGAUAUGAAACCUAAACUGUUGCCAUGUAUUUGUAGGUUUCGUAUGGAAUUAUACGAUUAGGAAGGUAAAAUUAAUUAAUAUCACAUAAAGUCGCUAGAAUAGGUUUAUUUUUAUUUGUUAUUGUGAAUGUUUUUUACAGAAUUUUAUUUAAGGAUAUAUGUCGAAAUUGUUUGUUACCUUGUUGAUUUGUAUAUAUUUUUUAUUUUGUCUAUUUUAGUUUUAAGUAAAUCGAUACUGUUGUCUUCAAAACGAAAAUGAAAGAGGACAAGACGAUAUGAAAGUUAACUUUGACGGAAGAAAUUAUUUAUUUUGUUAGAUGAAAUAACAUAACAAACAUUCACAAUGACUGCUUAUAUUUAAGUUUGUGAUAAAUUAUCUAGUGAAACAUGCGAAAGAUUGAAGUAUAUCGAUAUAACAGUUCGGAAAUAUUCCUUGGCUUUUUUAUAUUUUUUAUUUUGCGUAAUAAAGCAUAAUCUAUAAUUUACUUAAUAUUACUGUGCCGACACUCUGGCCUUUGUCAUUGGACGACGAAAAAAUGAGGCUGUGAAAUAUCAUGAGUGUAAAAGUAUAAAUGCCUUUAUAGAUAGAUUCCUUUCCUAAUAAAAAUACAGUAAAUUUAUCCAUCUACACUGAUGAAUAUGUUGUUUGAAUCUGGACAAUAUAACAAUUUGUGCCUACAUAUAUGUAUUAUAUAAUAGACAAUAACUGGACUUUUAUAUCUUCUCUUUUAAUCGUUCUUAUAAUGGUAUUAUUAUUUAAUAGGAGUUUAUGUAUUCUACUUCAAUGUCAAUUGGAUCUCGGUUUAUUUAUUGUUUAUUUUGUUAAAAGUAUUUUGGGAAGGUCAGAUAAAGUAUAUCAAUGAAAUAGCGAUAUCAAAAUUAUAAGAUAACUUCGCUUUGAUUUCAAGACUAAUCAAUUUAUACAUAGCUAAAAAUUAUAGACUUAAAUAUUCAAUUAUUGAUUACGUCCAUACGAUUUAGAUAUCAUGUGUUCUAGGCACUUGGUCCAUAUAGAAAAAAUAUAGCUUAUAUUCGCGUCAUAGAACUUUAUAAACUUUAAGAUCAUUCAAAGAAUCAAUUUGUUUCAUAAAAAUAACGCAUUACAUCCACGGCUCAGACAUUUAAAAGGCUUGCGUCGAUCCAAGCGGGUAAUUUACCUACGUUCUGUGUAUAUCAAUAUUACAUUACAAUAUAAUGUAGCCUAGAAAAAAGAGAAGAAAUUAAAAAGUGGCAACAUCGUAGUGUCGUCUCGUUUCUUGAAUAUAUUGGUUUAAAAGGGACGACAUUGCGAUGUUGCCUGAUGCAUCAUAUUAAUUCGACAUUUAUUUUAAGUUUGCUGUCGGAAAGACCUGGCGCUUUAUUAUAGCCUGGCGAACAAAACUAUUCAGAAAAGCCUGUCUUAUAUCUCUUUUUUGCCUUGUCGAUUAUCAAAAAUGAUUAAUUUUCUAGUAUUUAGCAGGUAUUUAAUGAGUAAUCAUCAAAACUGAGACGCGUGUGAUUCAUAACAUAGUUGUUACGGGCUUUACUAUGUCAUCUGUAGGUAUUGCCACAAUCGUUAGUGUUCAAUGAAGACCUGAAGUGGUAUUGAGAAUGACAAAGAAAAUUACAGCAAGUACAAAAAACUUUUUUUUUGUAAAAAUGUAAAUGAGUUUACCCAUUUGAUGGUUACUUUAAUUAAAAUAUUUAGUUGCCCAAAGACAUCGAUUUCCUCUAUACUCGGGCAAGGCACCUGUUCUUUUAAGGUGGAAAACAAAAUAUCUCACGUGCACAUGAGUGAUUGAGUGAAUUUCGAGGGGCUUUAUUUUAAACUCUAUUGAUUAAAGAAAAUGAGAUAAGUAUUACCAAGUCUGAAAAAAACGACCUAUAAAUUCCUAUGUUGAUGGCCUGCCUAGUAAAUGUUGAGAAAAACAUCGAUUAAUGUAAAGUAUUUUAUAGUAAAGCGCACGAAAUUAUUAUAAAUAAAAACAGAAGUUAUAGUAAGUACCUAAUCUCAAAACAUUUACAGUAAAUGGCCAUAAAGAAUGGACAUCAGUUUUUAGUCUAAUAGGCUAGUUUCCUACUAGUCAAAUCAGCUUCUUUUUAUGAACUGUCAAAACGAUUUGCUAAUAUGGAAUUACUAUGAAAUACUGAGGAGUGAAGUCACGAUCAAUUCAUCAACUUAAUAUAUUUCUCUUUGACUUAUUAAAUAUAAAUUAUGUUUAAACAUAUAACUACUGCCCAUAUUUACCUUUUAAUUAGGUGGUGCUUUAUUUCGUUCACUGCAUAAUAGUAUUUUAUGCAACAGGCGUUUAAAGGAGGU
Messenger RNA from Leguminivora glycinivorella, 4945 nucleotides. RefSeq names its product transmembrane protein 18 (gene Tmem18). Lineage: Eukaryota; Metazoa; Arthropoda; Insecta; Lepidoptera; Tortricidae. The transcript has 4 exons. Gene Ontology annotation, cellular component: nuclear membrane. Bases 114 to 557 code for a protein of 147 amino acids. The record is from RefSeq and is a predicted model, not a curated record.